Molecule: messenger RNA, 1083 nt
Organism: Cordyceps militaris CM01
Lineage: Eukaryota; Fungi; Ascomycota; Sordariomycetes; Hypocreales; Cordycipitaceae
Exons: 1
Coding region: 1-1083 (360 amino acids)
Source: RefSeq, a predicted model, not a curated record
AUGGAUCUGGCCUACAACCAGCACGCAGACCGCGCCCGGCGCAAGAACCGCUCCUCCACCAACAUCAACCACUUGACACUCGCGCCGCUGACAGUCAAGCUGCCGCUCAACGAUCCCGACUCUCUCGCUGACCUGACCAGCGGCGGCGGGCUCCUCACCUCGUCCUACCUCGAGGGCAAGUCGGCGCCGACGACGCCGCGAUUCCUCGGGCACGCCGCCGCCACGCCGCGCUCGCGCUCCCAGCACCGCACCAGCACGCCCUACAGCGAGUCCCUCAUCAAGAGCCGGUCCUCGAUGAACCUCGGCCGCGCCGGCUCCGGCACAUCAACGCCGCGCCGGCGACGCCGCGCGGCCGACGACGAAGCCUCGACCCUCACAAGCCGCCACCGCAACGACAGCGACUGGAUGCUACGCACCGGCGCCCUCUUGAGCUCCGAGGCCCGCGAGUCCAAGGGCCAGGCAUGGCUCGUCUCGCGGCAGAGCUCCACGAGCCUCACUGCCCUGCGCGACGGCAGCGACGACAGCGAGGACGCCUUUGCGCAGGAGCGGGCUCGCGAGCGCCGCCGCGGCAGCACCGACGACGCGUCCUCGCCCGCCCUCAGUCGCCGCACCAGCCGCUUCGCCAGUCGCGCGCAGAGCAUGGAUCACAACGCCCUUCGUAGCAGCGCCGCCCUGACGCCGAUGGACCGGGGCAGCGCUGGUGACUCGUACUUUCCGGUCGACGAUGCCAUCUCCGGGCCCGAUUUCGUCAACCUCGACCAGAAACUGGAAGAGCUGGAGCGCGACAAUGAGCUGGAUGACGAGGCUGCCAUCCGCCGCCUCAUGCGUGAGGGUAAGGCGCUCAAGGGCUCCUGGAUCGCCAGCUUCAUCGGCUGGUCGCUAUUUGAGGAGGACGGCGAUGACGACAGCGACGAGGGCGAAGACGAGGAGGAGGAAGAGGGCAGGCGCGGCACGCAAACACCCAGACACAUUGAAGGCAUCACGAACUUGCCCGCGGUCAAGCUGUCUCCACCCAAGGAGAGCGAGAGUAGCUGGAAUGACGCCGCUUGGCUGUUGAGUCUUGCAUCCAAGGUUGUAUUUUAA